CAAUUUUUUUAGUUGAAGUUCAUUCCACUUAAUAGCUUGCUCCAAUCGAUUUUUUUUUUAUCAUGAAAAUUAUCCCAAGUUCAUACGAAAAAGUAGAAGUUCUUGAAGGUGAUGGUGGUCUUGGUACGGUCGUUCACAUUGUUCAUCAUCCAGGAUCGGUGCCAUUGUCAUACACACAAAAGAUCGUGACAGUCGAUAACCAUAAACGUUUUCAAGAGAUACAGCAGAUCGAAGGAGGAUAUCUUGAGAUGGGUGUAACAUUUUACAUGGAAAGUUUCCAAGUAAUAGAGAAAGGCUGUGAUUCAAGUGUAGUCAAGUCCAUGGUUAGAUAUGAAGUUCCUGAUGAUUCCGCUCCUAAGGUUUCUCAUCUCAUUACUCCUGAAGAUCAACUUACCAGGAUUAAAGCUGGAGUAAAAUAUGCUCUCAGUCUUAAGAAAUGAUCAGUAUCAACUUAUUGUAACAAUGUUGCUAGCCAACUUAAAACUCAUGCAGUUGGCUAAGUCUCGUGUCCUGAGGUCUGAGGACCUAGUGUUCUCCUUUAUAAAUUCCGUCCCGUUGUGCAUGUGUUCUACGUUGUUCCUGUGUGUGCGCGCUUUCAAUUUCAAUUGCCUCCAGUGGCAGGUGAUAUCGCACCUUUGUGUCCUUGUAAUGUAAUUCAUAUGUGAUAAUAAAUAAUACCUCCGCUUCUAUAAAAGAAAUAUUUUCAUUUUCUUCAGUUUGGCCUAUUUUUAGGCUAAAAUGAAAAGGUAAAAAUAUUUCAGUAACGAAGGAGCA
This is a messenger RNA of Papaver somniferum (opium poppy), 774 nucleotides long. RefSeq names its product S-norcoclaurine synthase 2-like. The transcript has 3 exons. Gene Ontology annotation, biological process: defense response. NCBI's taxonomy places the organism in Eukaryota, Viridiplantae, Streptophyta, Magnoliopsida, Ranunculales, Papaveraceae. The record is from RefSeq and is a predicted model, not a curated record. Bases 63 to 440 code for a protein of 125 amino acids.